UAUCAACUAAUUCUUAUACCUAAACAAAAGGAAAUGAAAAAGUUUCUCCUCACACCACUUUUUCUUGGCGGUAAAGAAGUUUACGAUACUACUUACACCACCUCUCCAAGACCUAAAACAAAAGGAAACGAAGGAAACGUUGCUAAAGUUCAUAUUCGUAAAGCUAACAAAAAAGCCUGUUUAUUCUAG
Molecule: messenger RNA, 189 nt
Organism: Funneliformis caledonium
Lineage: Eukaryota; Fungi; Glomeromycota; Glomeromycetes; Glomerales; Glomeraceae
Source: the annotation of a GenBank genome assembly